AACGCAUCCGUCCGUCUCUCAUUCUCAUUCCUCUACCUUAUUCAUACCGAGGGACACCACCACGCGUGUGGUUGUGCCAUGAGACAAGCAGUGUCUUCGUGCCUGUGGCGAGAGCAGCAGUCACACUCCUACUACGUUGCUGCGGAGGCAUCGCGUCCUGUAUCCGGUGGUUCUGGUUAACGGCAGCGACGUGACCGUUAAUUUUACAGUCCCAUCUUCGCUUCUUGAUUACGUUCCUCGCCACGGCGGCCAGCCAUGGAGACGGCGGCCUACAAAAGAUCUCGAGCGCGUCCUGGCUACAACGUGCCGAAGGAGCCGACACAGGAGGAACGUCUCGAACGCCUGAACACGGCUAUUCAGGCGAUCACUUUCGAUGACGUUCGAACGGUGGUGUCCUGCAUCCCUGGCAACAUUGAAGUAGGCGCCACAUACGACCUGGUGUUGGGGGCGAGUCAGAACAAACCCCGUAGAGUGAAGGCGAGUCUCCUCCACCUCGCCGUCCACCACAGGGCUGCCCAGUGUGCCAAGCUCCUUCUGCAUCUUGGGGCGCCGACUGAAGCCACAGACAGCGAGCUGGGCGAUUGCGCCAUCCACGCCGGCGUCAGGAUGUCCCGCUACGACCUGGUGACCCUCCUGCUGGAGUACGGCGCCUCCCCGACGUCCACCAACGCCGCCGAUGACACUCCUCUGCACCUAGCGGCUAAGCAGGGCCUCGUGCACACCUGCAAGGCUUUGCUCGAGGCUGGGGCCGACCCAACGGCAAGGAAUAGGUAUAACGAGACACCAUGGGACACCGCUACCCUUGCUGGUUCCCCCUCCUCCUUGGCCUGCGCAGACCUCAUCCUUACGAAUUAUCUGCAGGCCAAGGACAGCGCCAGAAGUCUAAGGCAACUGACCAGUCGGCCUGUGUGACCUUUUGUAUUUGGAAGUGCUGAGAAGGACUUCAGAAUAGUUGAAAUCGUA
This is a messenger RNA of Penaeus monodon (black tiger shrimp), 963 nucleotides long. Its product is annotated as ankyrin repeat and SOCS box protein 8-like. Gene Ontology annotation, molecular function: protein binding. The record is from RefSeq and is a predicted model, not a curated record. The transcript has 5 exons. Lineage: Eukaryota; Metazoa; Arthropoda; Malacostraca; Decapoda; Penaeidae. Bases 256 to 912 code for a protein of 218 amino acids.